Molecule: messenger RNA, 3320 nt
Organism: Panicum virgatum (switchgrass)
Lineage: Eukaryota; Viridiplantae; Streptophyta; Magnoliopsida; Poales; Poaceae
Product: COBRA-like protein 7
Exons: 1
Coding region: 1279-3255 (658 amino acids)
Biological process (GO): cellulose microfibril organization
Cellular component (GO): membrane
Source: RefSeq, a predicted model, not a curated record
CACAUGAAAACUUUAAUUUUCACUGGCAGUUUACUCACCCCCAGAGCAGUUUCAUCCUUUUCUUGGCAACACCACCCUUAUAUGAUAGAAAUCUGUACAUUGACGGAUUAUGUUGACCGGGUGGUGUAAGCCCCUGAUCUUUCCAUCACCCACCUUGCUUGGUCGUCUGAAUCAGACAGGUUCACUUGGUCUAGUUGUUGUAAGAGCACCUCCCAUUGUCUUGUCUCCUCCUGACCAAAGAAAUGAGCCCUCAACCCAACAGUCGCUCACUAGAUUGUUUGUGUUGUAGCAGCACUCAUAUAACUUUGGGUAUUCCAAUCGUAAUGGAAAUGUCACCAACCCAAAUAUCUUCCCAGAAUAAUACCUGCCAUUGCCCAAUUUAAACGUAACCCCCCAUUUUAACUUAUCCAUGAUCCUCUGAAUCCCUUCCCAGAACCGGGAGCCCCUUUUUACCAUUUGAGAGAGAGAAUUAGAUAGUUGUUAUUCAAAUACUUAGCUCUCAACAGCUGAUAGCAAGGAUUGAGCAAGAGGGAUUCAUUCAGAGCAUUCUAGUGUUAAGAAUGCCCACACACCCCAUUGUUCUUUCGGAAGACACAUUCUUCCACUUAACCAUGUGGUAUUUGAACUUCUCGCAAUUCCUCCAAUAAAAUUGAGAUCUAACCACAUCCAUUUACUGGUGCACCCGCUCUGGUAAUAGAUACAUGCUCAUAGUAUAGAUUGGCAUGCUGCUCCACAUGGGCUAAAUUUUAUCCUUGUCACAUCGAAUGUUUUAAUACUAAUUAGGAGUAUUAAACGUAAAAUAAUGAUAAAACUAAUUGCAUAACCUCCAGAGUAGUUUUCAUUGGCAGUUUACUCACCUCCAGAGUAGUUUCAUCCUUUUCUUGGCAACACCCUUAUAUGAUAGAAAUUUGUACAUUGAGUCACUGAUUCGUGGACCCGAUCCCACGCAUCAUUAUAGGGCUCACGAUCCCAAGCAUCAGUAUCUAGGAGGACGUAGGGAAAAACUCGUCCCAUGGAUGCACGGUUGGCGCUGCUGCCGUCCAGUCACUCACUGGCAGUGGCAGCAGCGGCAAGGCAGGUCGCGUCCACAUGUCAUCCUCCUGACCGUCUCAGCUUUGUAAAUCAAACAAAGACAAGAGCAGCGGACUUGCUUAGAAGAAGAGAGAGAAUCAUCAGCAGGCCAUUUGACAAGAUCAAACCUACCUGCCCUGCUGGCUGCUGCACCUAUUUUUUGCUGCAACUCCUCCAUCUGCUAGCUUCACAAGGCGGGCAUCAGCCAUGGCCCUGCUGCGCCUCGCCGCUCAUCCCUGCUUGUCAGUCUUCGUCUUCCUCCUGCUCCUCGUCGUGCACGCGCUGGCGCAACCGCAGCCCAAUGACGCCGGCGGCUGCAACGGCAUCCUCCUCACCUACACGCUCCAGGGCCGCGACAAGAUCAGGCCCUUGGUCCCCGCGCCCGACUCCCAGCCCUACGCCUUCCGCGCCACCGCCACCCUCCGCAACUCCGGCACCCGCCCGCUCCGCUCCUGGGCGCUGCUGCUGACCUUCGUGCACGGCGAGAUCCUCGUCACCGUGGACGGCGCCGUGCUCACGUCCGGGGCCGACCUGCCCUACAACACCACGGCGGCGGACGCGGCAGCCACGUCCUUGACAGGGUACCCGCAGACGGACCUCCUCACCCCGAUCGACACGGCCGGAGACCUCGCCAAGAUACAGGCCACAGUCAACCUGGUCGGCACGCUCUUCGCAGGCCCAGAGCCGUUCCAGCCGCUCCCCUCCGCGCUCUCGCUCGCCGACCCGGCCUACGCCUGCCCGCCGGCCACCACCAACGUGUCCGCCGGCAGCUCCCUCUCCACCUGCUGCGCGCCGCUCACGCCCAACACCAGCACCAGCGCAUCGGAGGAAACCCCCCGGCGGCGCCGCGCCGGCGACCUGGUCAUCACCUACGACGUGCUCCAAGCGCACGAGACCACCUACCUGGCGCUCGUCACGCUCGACAACAACGCGCCGCUCGGCCGCCUCGACGGCUGGCAGCUGUCGUGGGCGUGGCAUCGCGGUGAGUUCAUCAGCUCCAUGAGAGGCGCCUACCCGCGGGAGGUCGGCGCGGGCGCCUGCCUCUACGGGCCCCAGGGGCGCUACUACGAGGGCAUCGACUUCUCCAAGGUGCUCAACUGCGACCGCAGGCCCGUCGUCCUGGACCUGCCGCCGUCGCGGGCCGACGACGCCGACAUCGGCCGGAUCGACCACUGCUGCCGGAACGGCACCAUCCUGCCCAAGACCAUGGACGCGGCGCACUCCAAGUCGGCGUUCCAGAUGGAGGUGUACAAGAUGCCGCCGGACCUCAACCGGACCAGACUCCACCCACCGGCAGGCUUCGAGGUCCGCGGCGCGUCGCCGCUGAACCCCGAGUACGCGUGCGGGCAGCCGAUCCCGGUGAGCCCGUCGGAGUUCCCAGACCCCAGCGGGCUGGCGUCGACGACGGUCGCCGUGGCGUCGUGGCAGGCGGUGUGCACCAUCACCACCAGGCCGGCGUCGGCGUCCAAGCCGCCCAGGUGCUGCGUGUCCUUCUCCGCGUCGUACAACGAGUCGGUGAUCCCCUGCCGGACGUGCGCGUGCGGCUGCCCCGCGAGCGCGAGGUCGACCUGCAGCACGACGGCGCCGUCGAUGCUGCUGCCGCCGUACGCGCUGCUGCUGCCGUUCGAGCGGCGGGCCAAGGAGGCGCUGACGUGGGCGGGGGAGAAGCGCUUGGGCGUGCCCAACCCGAUGCCCUGCGGCGACUCGUGCGGCGUCAGCAUCAACUGGCACCUCGCCACCGACUUCGCCGGAGGCUGGAGCGCGCGGCUCACGCUCUUCAACUGGGGCGCCGAGGACAUGCGGGACUGGUUCGCCGCCAUCGUCAUGGGCAAGGCGUACGACGGCUUCGAGCAGGCCUACUCCUUCAACGCCACCGCCGUCGGCAACCGCACCAUCUUCAUCAAGGCCAGGGAAGGCUUCAACUUCCUGCUCAGGGAGACCAACAUGAGCGGCGUCGAUUAUCCGGUGCCUGGCAAGCUGCAGUCCGUGCUCUCCUUCACCAAGAAGACGACCCCCCGCAUCGACGUCGUUGCCGGCGACGGCUUCCCGUCCAAGGUCUUCUUCAACGGCGACGAGUGCGCCAUGCCACUGAGGAUCCCGAGCCAGUCUGCCGCAAAACGUGGUGGCAUCAUCACUAUGCUGCUCUUGGGUGUGGCUACCUCAGCUCUGCUCUUGCUGCUCUAACUUCGUCUUCAACGAUUGGGCUGCGUCAUUCAGUAUUGAUGUUUUCUCCUGUUUGUUCAAAAUUC